GGGCGCUUUAAUCCUUUAUCGGCUCCGAGAAAAGCUCUCCUCAACGCAAAUUCGUAGCCAUCACUACUUCUCCUGCUCUCUUUCACUGAGAGAAAAUGGAAAAAAGGACAGUUUUGUAAACAAUUUUCAAAAAUUGUGAAAACCCUAGCUUGCUCACUCUUAAUUCUAGGGCUUUUUCUUCGUGUAAGGCAUGUGGGAUGAAAUUGAAAGGCAUUGGCAUUCUGCUAUGAUGCUAUUGUAAGGAUGUUUGUUUUCUCGGUGUAACCAGCAAGGAAUUUGCCUCUCUUGAAGUUCUAGGAUAGCAGUACAUGACUUUGACUUCCUGGGAAACAAUCAAUAUGGAGUCUGCAUGAGUCAUAGACAGCCUGCUUUAGAGCUAAGAAGUGUAACUGUGUAAGUAGUAGUAUAAAGCUGAAACAAAAUCUGAAAAUGACUGAAACUGUUUAUAGUGGGACAGGAGAAUCCAAUGUCAAAUGUUCUGAUCCUGAGAGUGUUGAAAGAUUAUCUCUUUCAGAUAAUAUUCUUAAAAACUCAAAUUGUGAAUCCUUGGGGGAAAAUGCUAUUGAAUUUGAAUGUCAAAACAGAGAUUCUGAGCCGUUGGGGCAGACCAUGGCGAUUAGAAAUGGAAAUGCGGAGAGGAAACCAGCAGAAACCAGGGUAGCAGAAUUUGAAUUAGUAGGAGAAUUGUCUCCCAACUAUAUAUCUAUAGAUUCUAAUCAAGAGCAAAAGAGACCAGAGUUCAAAGAUUGCAGAGAAAAUUCCAAGACUGAGCAGAUAAUAUUUCCUUCUGGCAAUGAGGCAACUAAUUCUACAGUUGAAUAUUCAGCCGAACCUCUCCAAGUGAUGCCUGCCGUGUCUAUGGAUUCCAAUAAUGAGCAAAAGAUACCAAGCCUGGAAGAUUGUGGGCAAAAUUCCAAGAUUGAGGACAAUAUGGGAACUAGUUCUACAAUUGAGUCUUCAAUAGAACCUCCCAAAGAGUUACCCACUGAAAACAUCUUUACGGAUUCCAAUUUAGAGCAAAAGAAUCUGCCACUUAAAAAUUGUGGGUUUCAUUCCAAUCUUGUGAUGGCAUUGCCAUCUGAAAACAAGGACACCAAUUUUCCAGUUCAAUAUCCAGCAGAACCACCAAAUGAUGUGAUUAAAAAUCAUGAUUGUGAACAGUUAAAAGAAACUCAAAAGGAUGCAGUUGAAAUUCCCAGCGAACCUUUGGGGCCGAAAAGUGAAAAUGAUGAGAACCUAGGUGAAAGAACUAUAGUAGAAUCUGUCUGUAAUGAGGUACUACUUCCCUCUGGAGAUGUAGCUGUCAAUUCCAGUUUGGAGCAAAAGGAAUCAGCACCGGAAGAUUUAACAGUGGAUUCCAGCUUUAAGAACUUGGAAUUGCUACAUGAAAAUGAGGAAGCAAUUUCUAUAGUUGACCAUUUGGCAGAAUUACAUGGUGAUGCAUCUGAAAAUCCUGGCCAGGACUUGAGUAAAAUUCGUAGAGAUUCAAAUGAAAAUUCUACUCAGUUAGAAUGUGCAGAUGAAAGGCCUACUGGGUGUUCAAGGAAGAGGAAGGCUACAUUGGGAUCACCCGUAAUCAGUACCAUAGUACUACGCUCAAGAACACAAGAAAAACCAAAACCUGUUGAACCAAUUCAUGCUUCAGCAGAUGAUAGUGCCACUGAUGAAAAGAAAAGAAAAAGGAGAAAAAGAAAACAUAGUAAACAAAUUGCUGUAAAUGAAUUCUCAGGGAUAAAAUCCCAUCUGAGAUAUUUACUGAGUCGAAUAAAAUAUGAACAAAACUUAAUUGAUGCUUACUCUGCUGAAGGCUGGAAAGGACAAAGCUUAGAAAAAUUAAAGCCUGAGAAGGAGCUUCAACGUGCAAAAUCUGGGAUUUUCCAUUACAAACUGAAAAUUAGAGAUUUAUUUCAACGCAUCGAUACAUCACUUUCUCAGGGGAAACUUCCAGAAUCUUUAUUUGAUUCUGAGGGACAGAUCGAUAGUGAAGAUAUAUUCUGUGCAAAGUGUGGCAGUAAGGAUUUGCCAGCUGAUAAUGAUAUUAUCCUCUGUGAUGGUGCUUGUGAACGUGGAUUUCACCAGUUGUGUUUGGAGCCACCUUUGUUGAAAGAAGACAUUCCGCCAGGUGAUGAAGGCUGGCUGUGUCCUGGAUGUGACUGCAAAGUUGAUUGUACUGACUUGCUCAAUGAUUUGCUGGGUACUGAUCUUUCUGUUACCGACAGUUGGGAGAAGGUAUUUCCAGAGGAGGCUGCUGCUGCUGCAUCUGGAAAGCAGUUGGAUGACAUUUCUGGAUUACCAUCGGAUGAUUCUGAUGAUGAUGACUAUAACCCUGAUAAUCCGGAAGUAGAGGAGAAUGUUUCACAAGAUGAAUCAAACUCUGAUGAAAAUGAUUCCUCUGAUGCAUCUUUUGAUUUGGAGACCACUGCUAAUGAUGAUAUCCUCCAUGGGCUACCUUCUGAAGAUUCAGAAGAUGAGGAUUUUGACCCUGAUGCUCCUGACCACGAUGAGCAGGUUAUGCAAGAUAGUUCUAGUUCAGACUUUAGCUCUGACUCUGAGGAUUUUGGUGUAGUAUUUGAAAAUAACACAUCACCAGGCCAAGACCAACGUGAAAAAAUUAAAGUAGGUGGAGCAAAACAACACUGUUUGGAGACCACUGCUAAUGAUGAUAUCCUCCUUGGGCUUCCUUCUGAAGAUUCAGAAGAUGAGGAUUUUGACCCUGAUGCUCCUGAUCAUGAUGAGCAGGUUAUGCAAGAAAGUUCUAGUUCAGGUUUUACCUCUGACUCUGAGGAUUUUGGUGUAGUAUUUGAAAAUAACACAUCACCGGGCCAAGACCAAUGUGAAAAAAUUAAAGUAGGUGGAGCAAAACAACAGUCUUUGAAGGAUGAAGUAUCAUAUCUUCUGCAUUCCAGUACUGUUCUUGCAUCUGGGAAAAGACAAGUGGAGAGGUUGGACUACAAAAAGCUGCAUGACGAAACAUAUGGAAUUGCGUCCUCUGACUCUAGCGACGAAGAUUAUGAGGAUAAUUCAGCUCCCAAAAGAAGAAAGAAAGGAAGUGACAAAGCUGCUCUGAAGUCAUCUGAUCAAUCUCAAUUAGAUGCUAUGGACAAGAACUUCAAACAAAAUGAAUUUGAACAUACUGCUAAUAGAAGUGCCAGCAAUACUGCUAAUGAAAUUGAACAUACUGCUAAUACUGAUAAUAGAAGUGCCAGCAAUAUGGUUGUGUCUGAAUCUGGUUCAAGUGGUAAAAAAAAUCUCAGAUUUGGAGAAGAUGCGAUUAAGAGACUCAAUGAAGCCUUCAAGGAAAAUCAUUAUCCAAAACGAAACGUCAAGGAAAGCUUAGCUAGAGAAUUAGGAUUGACUCUCCGUCAGGUUGAUAAAUGGUUUGGAAAUACCCGAUGGAGCUUUUACCAUCCAUCAGCAUCACGCAAGGAACCAACUGCUAGUGAAACUCCUCCCAAAAGCGGGAUUUCUCUGCCACAAAUGGAAGAAGCCACACCCGAUGUUCAGGAAUGCCUCAAGGAAGAUGUGAGACUGUUGCAGCCGGAGACUAAAGAAACUGAUGUAAAAAACCAUACCACCCCAGAAUCCAAAACUACAAGCAAUGCUGAUGAUCAGGCGUCUAACCAAAGUUCCAAAACUCAGAGAUCAAAGAAGCGUAAUACCCAAGUUGAUAUUGCAAACUCUCAGCGGGCUCGUAGAAGCAACCGAUAACAGACUAAAACCCGCCCUUCUGAUCAAACCAAUUUUAAAUAGAACUUCCUGUGUAGCGCAUUACCUUUGACAAAAGCUAUUUCUAAAAUGGAGGAUUGAGAAAACUCGGUUUCGGAGGCAUGGAUUUAUGGAAUUGUGGAGUUCCCUUUGGAUACUUAACUCUUUUAGUCUCUUACCAAUUCUUCCCCAGGCAGUAAUGUAGGUUAGAACCUGGCUGGCCACCUGUCCAACCAAUUUUGGAUAUGUUUGCAAAUUGCAACCUUUUCAUUAUUUGUUUUAUCCAUAGAAGUUAUAUGUAUUUUUACAGAGUCGCAUUUCCAGACUAUGUUAUCUCUUCAGAAACCAUUUAUUUAGGGUUUUCAAGGUUAAGUUGUCGGUUGACCAAACUGUUCUGUAAAUCUGUACCUCUCAACUACAACUCUGGAUGAUAUGUAGAUGCUCAUGUAACAUUAUUGUAUCCUCCAUUUUAUGACAUUUCUUUUAAAUAA
Molecule: messenger RNA, 4196 nt
Organism: Ipomoea triloba (trilobed morning glory)
Lineage: Eukaryota; Viridiplantae; Streptophyta; Magnoliopsida; Solanales; Convolvulaceae
Product: homeobox protein HOX1A-like
Exons: 9
Coding region: 430-3708 (1092 amino acids)
Biological process (GO): regulation of DNA-templated transcription; chromatin organization
Cellular component (GO): nucleus
Molecular function (GO): DNA binding; chromatin binding
Source: RefSeq, a predicted model, not a curated record